AUGGCCGGCGUAACAUACCGGCUGUCCACGAUCGAUCAAAGCUCCAUCAGAACAUACAGCCGCGUGUGUCUCUGCUUUGCUUGCAGCAACGAGGACCGUGAGCGAGUGGCAGAGGCUCUCACGGCUAAUGUGCAGCGCACAGUCAGUCAUUUGCCAAUUCUCGCUGGCAAGGUACAUCCAAUCACCGCAACCUCACGGAGCCAGGAAAUCCGCGAGGACUCGGUGGGAGCAGCAACCAGCAGCUCCGCCUUCGAGGAAAGCAGCAACCUGUCUGGCAAAGACACUGGCCUCGGAAGUAAUGCCAGCACAAAUCAGCGCGGAAGACUGGAAAUCCGCGUGGAACUCGAAGAUGUGGAACGAUUGAGACCAACACUGAACUUCUUGGAUGAAGACGUACACAGGCUGAGCUUUCUGCCUCGCAAAACACGCACUAACUAUGGGCAGGCCUUUCCAUCAACGUACAGCGACCUUAUGAAAGGAAGCAUGCCGGCAUCCGCGUUCCUGAACACCUCCCUCACGCCAGUCCCAGACAUGCCGGACCCAGCCGAAGGAAGCAACCCUGUAUUCGCAGCCAAGGCCAAUUUUAUCAAUGGUGGUGUUCUUGUUGCCAUCUACAUCCAUCACUCGGUCGCUGACAGCCACGGCGUCGCAACAAUCAUCCGCCAUCUAUCGAUCUCCGCUGAUAUUUUACCACCACAGGAGCUGACUUUACAAAGUCUGCAUGAAGAUGCAGUGGAGCAAUCCCGACUUCGAGAUCGUCUUUCAGGAUCAAGAGGCGUCAAAUCAAAUGCCGCUGAGCACCCCGAGUACCAGAUCAUUACCGGCAGUGGCAGAGCCAGAAGACUGUCUCUCGCACCAAGCUACGGCUCCUGCCAUGUUCUUUCGUUCGACUUGCAAAAGCUUAGCAGCAUCAAGACAAUGCUGGUGGAGCGGUGCGAGAAUAUGCUCUUGAGAACUGCACCUGAAUUUUCCACAAAAGAUUGCUUGGUAGCCAUUCUUUGGAAAGUACUGACAAGAGCUCGCUGUCUAAGCCGAGACGACACCAGUGGGCAGUCAUCUUCACUUCUGAUGCCAAUCAGUAUACGCGACAACAUGGAGCCGAUUAUGAGCAAGGACUACUACGGCAAUGCAUCGCUUUACGCUCACAGCACGGCACCAGUCAUCCAGCUGUGUCUUCCAAUCGACGUCGGAACGAUGUUACGCACCACUGAACUCGUGCACCGCGGCACGAAGCAGAUGCACGAGAUCAAAGUCCGAUCAGCGAUCGCGCUCAUCAAUGACCGCGAAGAUGUUCGCAGCGUGAAUCAUCCCGCGGUGGACUUCCAAAACGAUGUCUUUGUCACGGACUGGUCGAGCGUGCUCGAGGCAGAUCUUGGUCUAGGUCUGGGUGCGCCUGAUUAUGUGCGCAAAGUGAGUCGACAGCAUUCCAGUUAUGGCUGCAUUUUGCUUCCCGCCAAGUCCGAUGAGGGUGUAUGGGAAGUUCUGGUGCAGCUGACUGAGGAUGCGAUGGAGAAGUUGUUGGAGGAUCCGGCUUUGCAGCCUCUACUCCUGCGCGUAGCUUGA
This is a messenger RNA of Pseudocercospora fijiensis CIRAD86, 1563 nucleotides long. RefSeq lists its product as uncharacterized. The coding region runs from base 1 to 1563 and encodes 520 amino acids. The record is from RefSeq and is a predicted model, not a curated record. Gene Ontology annotation, molecular function: acyltransferase activity, transferring groups other than amino-acyl groups. NCBI's taxonomy places the organism in Eukaryota, Fungi, Ascomycota, Dothideomycetes, Mycosphaerellales, Mycosphaerellaceae. The transcript has a single exon.